This is a messenger RNA of Colletotrichum destructivum, 3215 nucleotides long. RefSeq lists its product as uncharacterized. The transcript is spliced from 2 exons. Bases 1637 to 2614 code for a protein of 325 amino acids. The record is from RefSeq and is a predicted model, not a curated record. Lineage: Eukaryota; Fungi; Ascomycota; Sordariomycetes; Glomerellales; Glomerellaceae.
CACCAACCUAUCAAGCGCACGGAAGCGCGUAGUGCCCUGCCCACCCGGUCAGACCUCGCAUCUGCCUGCUCGGGAAUACGACUCGACCCUAACAAGCCGAUUUUGCCGUCCUGUCUGCAGGCUUCUCCCUUGUUACCAGACCAAAACUCUCAGCUAGUCAGGACCGGUGUUUGGAUCGUCAAAACGGCUCCCAGUCUCUAGCGGCCUCGUGUCCGUCUCGUCCCUCGUCUGGACAACAACCAUCUGAGACCUUGGACCUGAGACUGCUUGCUUGCUCAGCGUCUUGCUUCCCCUCCCUCCCUCUCAUCUCCCCUCCCCCCCGGCGGUUGAUCGCCCUCUGACAGCAAGCCUCCCAAAGCCCCCAGAAUGCUUGGCAUCGCGUCUUUCACCGUGGCACCACCACCACCACCACAUAACGGGACCGUCCGAGACCACAAGGUCGACUGACUGACUGACUUAUGCGGCUCAUUCUGAUGUCUUGGCGACAUCUCUCUGUCCCAACCGUGCUUCCAGAGAAACAGAACAAACGAACGCCUCCUCGUAUACUUACCGAUCCGUCGUUUUCUCUUUUCGCACUACACUACGACUUCUGUUUAUUCCUGGCUUCUUCCCCUGACGAUCUGUCAGAUGUGGGGGAGCCCCCCCGGUGACCCUAAUCCAUACAAGCUUCGCCUCGAUGCCGGUUGCCGAAGACGGGCGUCAUCUUAGUCGUUGCGGAUCGCCCUGGCCGCAGCGGCAAACCCGUUCCGUGUUCUUCGUCUCACUCCCCUAGCCCCUCCCUCCCUCUUCUUUGUCUUUCAAAGAAGAGUUACAUCGUACUAACCAUACCUCUGACCCUUUGUUCCAAAUAUGUAACGCGAGGCUAAACCGAAAUCUCUCUCACUCUUCUCUCUUUUCUUCUCCCUCUCGCGACCUCGGGUCGAACGGCAAACGCGCAAGAACACCCAUAUUGUCGGAUGACCGACAUCGUCGCCGGGGAUUCACGGCUCUGCGUCGCGUACUAAGGCAUGAUCCCCUACACAGGGCCCGGCCAUGCAAGGCGCCCAUGGGCCAUGGCACAAUGUUGGCCGCCCUUCAGACGGUUGCCAGAGAGUUUCUCUUGAGAAACAACGAACUAGCCUCAAGUUCAGAAUGCCCCCCCCCCCCCCCCCCCCUUCUUUUGUCAAGGAGGAGGCACGGGCACCGCGGCCCAGCACACCAACAACACGAAACCUAGACUAUUCAAGGCCGGGCGACAUGGACCCUCGUCAAACGUGGGAACCGACAAAACGGCGAGCUUAUAGUUUGGUCGUUCGUGCCAGUAGAAUAAAGGGCUCAUUUCACGUCCCCUACCCCCCCACUCCCUUGUCACACUGGGUUUGGUUGCUGUAGACUCCAAGCGUCGCUGUUUUGUGUUCCUCGGCCUUAUGCUUGCUGUUCUCCCGUUUCUCCAUCUCUUUGGAUGGUUUCUUCUUUCCCCGCGAGCGAAUCCCAUAUAAUCCCAAUCCCGAUCGUCUGGCAACAAGACUGGCCAUGAGCCCUUAAUCCUCUCUCUCUCUCUCUCUCUCUCUCUCCCGGCGCUCCUCCAUCUCCCCAUGACACACAGCACCGGUUCACGGAUCCAGACAAAGCCACAGCCGGUCCCCCUCAUUCCAUCAUGGCGACCGUCUCCAAUAAUGUCCUGGCCCCGAGGUCGCUCCCGAAGAUCGACACGAUACAGAAUGGGCCGAUCUCGAGCCUCCAGCCGUACGGGUCCCUGCUCUUCGUCUCGAGCAUCAUCGCCAUCGUCGUCCUGGCCAACGUCCUCGAGCGGCUGAUUCUUCGCGUCGUCUACGGCGACAUCUGGACCGACCUCCAGCGCCCCGGCGCCGAGAAGCGCCGCCGCUCCUUCACCUACUACCACGUCGGCGCCAUCACCAUGUUCACCAUCAUCUGCAUCGGCGCCUACCCCUCCAUGCACUUCCUCGUCGGGCCCGCCAACCUGUCCACCGACGUCGUGCCGGGCCCGGGGAGCCGCAUCCGCGUCGGCGACCUCCUCUUCGCCGUCAGCCAGACCUACAGCGCCUACUACGCCUUCGAGCUCUGCUACCGCACCCAGUUCGCGAGCCCGCUCAGCAUCGCCCACCACAUCGGCCUCCUGGCCAUAACGCAGACGGCGCUAUCCCUCUUUGGCAACUAUAAAAGACACCCGGAGGCGACCAUAGAGUUCUACAUGUGUAUGAUAUGGGGCGCCUUCGACUGCAUCGUCGAGCUGCCCGUCUACAUCACCAUGAUCCUCUGGCGCAUCCGGCGCAACGACCACCGGCUGCUGUCGUACCUGACCACCGGCCUCUGCGUCUGGGUCGUCGUCGGCGCCUGCACCGAAGUCGCCGUCACCGUCUACCUCCUCCACAAGUCGUGGGACCGGUGGGGCCACGUGUGGAAGUUCGUCACGCCCUUCAUCUUCUCGCUCUGGAUCGCGACGCAGCUGUACGGCGCCUCGAGGCUGUGGUCCAUGUCGCGGUCCGAGUGGCGCAAGUGCCACAAGGGGACGUCGCAGGAGAUGGAGCCCGCCAUCGAGCAGCCGGGGCUUUUGCCCGAUGAACGAGACGGCGGCAACCAGGAGGAGGAGGAGUCGAAGAGCAAGGCGACAUGACGUUAAUGAGGAGGUCCCACCGUAUCGGUCCGUAUAUUAAUAAUUACCAGUAAAAUCAUAACUGUACAAUGCGGCUUUUUGUCCGACCAAGUCUCUAGCUAGAGUCUUUUCGGUCUGAGAAGCAAGACAAACCAGAUUAGACGACGCGGCUUGAGAGUUUUUCUCCCUUCCGGUGCGUAGGAUAAGUUGGUUUGAUGUAUCACCAACAGCUCAAACAGUCCGAGUGUAGGCCACGGGACCACCAUAUGGCCAACGCAGGAGGGAACCAGGGUGAUCUUUACCAUGGAAAUCCAAAGUUCGUGCCCCUGGGAGAAACAAAACAAGUGCAGCCGAGAGGAUCAGUGCGGCACACGCCAGGACUCCUACUCGCUGCCUGAGAUGGUUGCAAGAACUAACACAACCACAAAAACCUACCUCUGGGCAUUUUAUACUUGGCUGUAUCUCGAUACUUCCACAACCGGAAUUGAGUAGCCCUCAGUAGCAGAACAGCCCAUGCAACAUGCCUAGCGCCCGUUGUGGCGGAACGCCCGCAGACAUGGCCACUGGACAAGCAAGCCGGAUUACCCCGUUUUCUACAUACUGGACGCAUCACAAACAUGGC